CCGCAAUGGCUGUCGCCCGCAGUGGACCCCGCAUUGUGGGCGGCAAGGAGACGAGCAUCGCACAGGUGCCGUAUCUGGUGUACCUUCGCCAGGGAGGAUUCUUCCUAUGCGGCGGCUCCCUUCUCUCGCCCACCGUCGUGCUCAGUGCGGCCCACUGCGUGUAUGGGGCUCAGCCCGAGGACUACACGGUCCAUGCCGGUGCCAGUCGGUUGGACCAAGCGUCGCCCGUGGUGCGCGGCGUGGCCAGCUUUCACCUUUCGCCCAGCUACUCUUCCACCAAUUUCGACAUGGACGUGGCCCUGCUGCAACUGAGAGAGUCCGUUCCCCUCUCCGCUGGCAGCGUGGCCACCAUUGCUGCCUGCCGCAUGCCGCCGGACAGCAAUGCCUAUGCCAGGAUCAGCGGCUGGGGAGUGACGCGCGAGAACAACCGCGAACCCGCCGUCCAGGUUCGUACGGCCAUGGUGCGGAUGCUGCCCGGAGCAGAGUGCCGGCUGUCUUACGCCGGAGUGGCCAAGAUAAGUGAUUCCAUGAUCUGCGCCUCGGUGCGCGGCCUCAGGGACUCGUGCUCGGGCGAUUCGGGCGGUCCGCUCGUGUAUCGCGGUCAGGUGUGCGGCAUUGUCUCCUGGGGAUUUGGCUGCGCCCGCUUGGCCUACCCUGGAGUCUACACCAGUGUGGCCAGUGUCCGUGUGCGCUCCUUCAUCGAGAGAACGUUGCAGGAGAUUGGCAGCUAGCAUUGGGGAUUCAACAGAGUAAUGAUCCAUAUUGAACUGCAUUCUCAUAUCCCCCCGCCCGAAAAGGUCAGUAAAACUGUGGGAGAUAUGAGAAAGAGUCAGCUCUAGCCGGGCUUCAAUUUAAAUUCGAAUUCCAUUUGGCUGAUGAACUCGUCGCGAUAAAUCCAGACAAAAUGGUUUGAUUAAAGUAAUUAUUAUUUGCGCAAUAA
This is a messenger RNA of Drosophila persimilis, 940 nucleotides long. Its product is annotated as seminase. NCBI's taxonomy places the organism in Eukaryota, Metazoa, Arthropoda, Insecta, Diptera, Drosophilidae. The transcript has a single exon. Gene Ontology annotation, biological process: proteolysis. Gene Ontology annotation, molecular function: serine-type endopeptidase activity. The coding region runs from base 6 to 731 and encodes 241 amino acids. The record is from RefSeq and is a predicted model, not a curated record.